AUGAAGGGAAUCAAGGGCCGAUUGAACCGGUUACCUUCGGCUUGUGUUGGUGAUAUGGUGAUGGCCACAGUGAAGAAAGGCAAGCCUGAUCUCCAUAAUGCUGGUGUCAUUGUGAAUCCAAAGGGAGAAAUGAAAGGGUCUGCUAUUACUGGUCCAAUUGGGAAGGAGUGCGCUGACCUGUGGCCAAGGAUUGCUAGUGCAGCCAAUGCCAUUGAAACCCCUUUUGAAAUUGAAAAUGAGCUUACUCCUCUUGGCUUAAAUGCUUGCUCGGUGUUGGGUCCAUCAAAUGGACAGGUCAUUAAAGUGCUGCACAAAGCUUCUGAAAAUGAAUCUGAUGGGAAUACUACUUUCAUGGAAGUUAACCUAAAUGGAGCUGCUACUGUGGUGGCAGGAUGCUCUAUUCCAAGUGAUGUUUAUGUCGAUGAGCGGUCUGCUGAUAUUUCUAUGGAAAUACCCACCGCAAAAUGCGAUUUCCUUGGUAUGGCCCUUGAUAAUUCAGAGGGUACCCGGAGUAAUGAGGUAGAGCCAGGUAACCUUGCGGAGCUAAUGCUCAAAAAUGAGAUGCUAAGGACGAUGGUUGAGACCAAUAGGAAUUUUGAUCAAGGGGGUGAUGUUGAAAAUGGCCAUGGGAACAGAACUAAUGCAAGGCUGCUAGGAAAACAGAGUUUUGGAGCAACACUAAGCCCAUUAACAGGUACGUCAUUUGCAAAAGAUGUAAUCCCUAAUGGUGGAACCUUUAACCAAUCAGUGGUUGUUCAUGAGGUUGCAAAGGAUGGAGGAAAUAUGAAGUCUUUGAAUAAAGCCAAAGAUAAAGGGAAGGAGAAAUAA
Molecule: messenger RNA, 828 nt
Organism: Ilex paraguariensis (yerba mate)
Lineage: Eukaryota; Viridiplantae; Streptophyta; Magnoliopsida; Aquifoliales; Aquifoliaceae
Source: the annotation of a GenBank genome assembly